CUUGCAUCCAAUAGCCAUACUAGCUCUUCUGAUAGAAAUGAUACUACGCUUUUAGAUACAUAUCAACUCGAAGAGAUUUAUUCUCAAUAUAUAAUUCAGAUAGCAGAAAAAGGUUAUACAGUGAUCGAUCAUCUCUUUGAAGUUUAUAGAAUACCUGAUAUUUAUGAAUUCACUUGUGCAGAUGCAUUAAGCCUUAUUCCGAUUGUCCAAUUUGUAGAUUAUAAAGAACUUAAGGGUUUUACAGAAAAAGUUAUAGAAUUAGUUGGAGAACCUUAUUUGAAAUUUAUUAAUAUUAGUCUUCCUAAGUCACGUUUUAGUCUUCAACUUCUUGGAUUAGCAAAAGAGAGGCAUAUAAAAAGACCUGCUAUUUCUUCCGUUAACAAGGGAUUUAAAAAUUUUGAUGAUUAUCUAGUUCAGCCUAAAGAGAAUUAUUCUGUAAUCUGGCUACGAACUUUUUCAGAAGAAAAGCUAGCAGAAGAGAAAUUUAAACCUAUCGAUAAUGAUGAUGCUUUGGUUAAAGGAGCUAAUUUAGCUAUUGCAGAAUAUGAGUGGCUUCAGAUUGGAAGAAUAGAGAAGAAAUUCAUUAACUUUCAAGUACAAUCUGUUAAAGAAUAUCCUAUAUACAAAGUUAAGUCGAAAGAAAAGUUCAAGAAGUGGAGAUUAUAUAAAAGAUUACCCAAAGCUCUAACAACUUCGCAUCAAUUUCCUGAAUUACCUGGAGAAUAUAUUAAUGUAAAAGAGAUAGAGGAUGCUUUAGAUGCUUUUUCAGAUUUUUUAAGUGAAGAGCCUAGUACUACUCUUAUUCGUUCCACUAUGGGUACUGAAAAAAACAAAACAUUAAGAAAAAUUUUGGCAUCUUUAGCUCAAAGUAGUGCUAAUUUACCUUGUACUAUAUGGGUUUCAUAUCAUAAAACCCUUAGCAAUAAAUCUGAAGCUAAACUUAAAGAAUUAGAAAAAUUUGAUUUCAGAAUAGGGCAAUAUCAGAAUAUUGUAGUUGAUUUAAAGAUGCAUAAGUAG
This is a messenger RNA of Scutellospora calospora, 1017 nucleotides long. The record is from the annotation of a GenBank genome assembly. Lineage: Eukaryota; Fungi; Glomeromycota; Glomeromycetes; Diversisporales; Gigasporaceae.